Sphenostylis stenocarpa is the source of this 1941-nucleotide messenger RNA. The record is from the annotation of a GenBank genome assembly. Lineage: Eukaryota; Viridiplantae; Streptophyta; Magnoliopsida; Fabales; Fabaceae.
AUGAGCUAUUAUAACACCGAUGCAACUAGUCUUCCAGUUUGUGCCGGCUUCCCGCGCAAAUGUGUUCUGCAAAGUGACAAGCAUUCAUGCCACCUAUCAACUACUGACACGGAUGUGGGGCAGUUAACACACAGAAUAACACUUGACACAUCCGAUUUCAUGAGAGUGGCUUUGAAAACUGCCACAAGACUUCUUGUGGCGCAUCCCACACCCAAUUUCAGUGUCAGGGCUUUGUCACUCUCACAGUCUCAUACACAAACACCAAUUCUUCUUCUUCCGUUCCACUCUCACCGUCCCGCCAAAACCCUCGUUCGAAUCGCCGCGCCCUCGUAUCGGACUUGCAGUUGCGCACCAAUGUCUACGGUUCAGGUUCGUGACAGAAUUGACCUCUCCGACACCGAGAGAACCAUUUUCGAUAGGCUCCUCGCCACUCUUCACCACUUCCACCUCCAGACACAGCUUCGAGUCGCCGGUGGCUGGGUUCGCGACAAGCUUCUAGGAAAAGAGUGCUAUGACAUUGAUAUCGCUCUGGACGAUAUGAUGGGUACUGAGUUUGUGGAUAAGGUUAGGGAGUACUUGCUGACCAUUGGCGAAGAUGCACAGGGGGUUUGUGUUAUUGAGAGCAAUCCUGACCAGUCCAAACAUCUGGAAACAGCCAGGAUGCGUUUGUUUGAUAUAUGGAUUGAUUUUGUUAACCUACGGAGUGAAGAAUACACUGAGAACAGCCGCAUUCCUUCUAAGCAAAGGUUUGGAACAGCAGAAGAGGAUGCAUAUAGGAGAGAUUUGACAAUUAACAGCUUAUUCUACAACAUCAACACUGACUCAGUUGAAGAUUUCACCAAGAGAGGGAUCCUGGAUCUUAAGUCUGGAAAGAUAGUAACACCUUUACCUCCAAAGGCCACAUUUCUUGAUGAUCCAUUACGAGUUCUCCGAGCCAUUAGAUUCGGUGCUAGAUUUGAUUUUACCCUAGAUGAAGAUCUGAAAGUAGCUGCUGCAUCUGAUGAUGUGAAAGAUGCUCUGGCUGCUAAAAUUAGCAGAGAGCGCAUUGGAACAGAGAUUGAUCUUAUGAUAUCUGGAAAUCAGCCUGUCAAAGCAAUAACUUAUAUUUGUGAGCUGACAUUAUUUUGGAUUGUAUUCAGUCUUCCUCCUGAAUUUGAACCUGUUAUUUCAGAUGGAUGUGAGAGCACAUUUGCAUCUUCUGUUCGAGAUUCUGGUUCUGGAAGGCAUUCAAGGCUUUGCAAAACUUGUUUGCAUACCGCAUGGAACCUUAUCCAUUUACUCGGAGAUUCAACUUUUACUGCUGAACAAAAAAGGUUAACACUAUGUGCUGCUUUGUUUCUCCCUCUUAGAAAUACUACUUACAGAGAAAAGAAAGCGAAGAAGAUUCCUGUUGUCAAUCAUAUUAUCCGGGAGUCACUCAAGCGAAAAGCUAAGGAUGCAGAAAUGGUGCUCAACUUACACCAAGCAUCACAUAAAUUCUUGUCGUUAUUCCCUUGUCUUGCAUCUGGUGAGGAUGUCCAAGUCGUAGAUCAUGAUUGGAUGGGAGGUUUGGGUGAUGUCCCUGUCUCUUCUAGAGUCAGGGUACUAACAGGGUUUCUGUUAAGAGAGCUUAAAGAUUUUUGGCGAGUUGCACUGUUGAUAUCCACUAUAUUACAUCCUAUUGACAUUGAGGAUGAGCCCUCACAGUUGGACAAACGAAGAGAUCUGUUUAAUACUGUGGAGAACUCUAUAAUCAAACUCGGUCUUGAGAGGGUAUGGGACGUAAAACAAUUGAUCAAUGGCAAAGAUGUUAUGAAUACCUUAGAGCUUAAAGGAGGACCUCCUGUAAAGGAGUGGUUGGAUAAAGCAAUGGCUUGGCAACUUGCCCAUCCAUCUGGAACUGCAGAGGAUUGCAUUGAAUGGUUGAGAGAAACCAAUUCGAAGCGUGUUAAGUUGCAGUGA